Messenger RNA from Hyaena hyaena (striped hyena), 3198 nucleotides. It is a transcript of the gene FAM131B, whose product is annotated as family with sequence similarity 131 member B. The record is from RefSeq and is a predicted model, not a curated record. The transcript is spliced from 6 exons. The coding region runs from base 948 to 2240 and encodes 430 amino acids. NCBI's taxonomy places the organism in Eukaryota, Metazoa, Chordata, Mammalia, Carnivora, Hyaenidae.
CUCUCUGUCCGCCCCAUUCCUGCUCUCUACGCCCAGAGGUCCAUUUCCUCUUCCCUGCCGGCCACAGCCCCUGGUCUGACCCAUCUCCUCACUCCCCUGUAGCCCUGAGGGAGAGGGGCCCGCUUAGGAGGGGCCCGACCUCCUUCCCACCCGUUAACCACAGUCCCUUCUGCACUCGCGGUGGGGAUGCGUGCUGAAUGCCUCCUCAUGCUCAAGACCCCAUUCCCUUCACCCCUUCUCUAGAGUGGGCUCCUAACCCCGGAUUCAGAGUCACAAAACUCCACGUGCACGAAGGAUCUAUGAGGUCAAAUGCUCCCACCGCUUUGUGGAUCCUCGAGCCCCUUUCCAACUGCUCAAGCGGCUCCUGCCCCGCCUCGCCUGCCUCCCUCCCUCCCUCCCGGAGAGGCACCGCCCUGCAACCUGAACAGUUAUCAUCCUUGGCCCCCAGUUUCCAGCCCUCAAACCCUGUCCACACUUCCCACCGUCUUUUGUCUUCUCUUUGCCUUGAAUGUCUAUCCUUUUAGUUACUGGUUUAGAAACUCCCCUUCUCUCCUCCUCCGACCCCUCUGCUCCUCUCCUGUCCAUCACCUGCCUCCCCAACGGUGAGGGAAGAUCACAGCUCGGUCUUGGCUUCCUCUCCUGUCACCAUUUCUGGGUGAACACACCCAAUUCCUGCCUCUGUCCCCACCACCUCUCCUUCCUGUCAAAUUCGUCAGCACCAAGGUACACGCCAUGAAGCCCCCAUGGAGAGAUGCCCGCCCCUAAAGAAGUUCUGCCCUUCUUUGCAGGAACAUAAUACAUGAGAAGCACAGCUCUCUUACUGUCCCUGCAGAAAAAGUCACGGAUUCCUCCAGGCAGAAUAAAGAACUGUUUUCCUGCUAAAGCCCCACCACAGAUCCCCUCCAUUUCAACAACAACAAAUAAGGCCAUAUAACACUUUUCUCUGAAUGUGCUAUUCUUGGUUGAGCUCUAAGGGAGUAUUUUGGCUCAGCCUUACAGUGUGUCCCUCCCAAAAAGUUGGGGGAGAGGAGGGCCCGUGCCAUCAGAAGGAGCAGCGGCUGGAGGGAAAGGAGGGGUCCGGAGGGGCUGCCCCUGUGUGGGCUCGGCAUUCUGAGACCCGGGAGGGGCCUGUGGGCUGGGACCUAGGGAGGCUGAAGCUAGAGCAAGGAACUGUGGUCGCUGCAGGGAAUGAGGUGAUCGCAGUGGAUUGGAAGGGCCUGAAGGAUGUCGACCAAAUCCACAUGGACAGCACCAGCUCGCUGCACGGGAGCAGCCUCCACCGGCCGUCCACCGAGCAAACCCGAACUGAUUUCUCCUGGGAUGGCAUCAAUCUCUCCAUGGAGGACACCACUUCCAUUCUUCCGAAGCUUAAGCGAAACUCUAAUGCCUAUGGCAUCGGGGCCCUGGCCAAGUCAUCGUUCUCAGGGAUUUCUCGCAGCAUGAAGGACCACGUGACGAAGCCCACAGCCAUGGGGCAAGGCCGGGUGGCCCACAUGAUCGAGUGGCAGGGCUGGGGGAAGACACCAGCCGUUCAGCCACAACACAGCCACGAGGCGGUGCGCAGGGAUACCGAUGCCUACUCCGACCUCAGCGAUGGCGAGAAGGAGGCGCGUUUCCUAGCAGGUGUCAUGGAGCAGUUUGCCAUCUCCGAGGCCACACUCAUGGCCUGGUCUUCCAUGGAUGGUGAGGACAUGAGCGUCAACUCCGCCCAGGAGCCAUUGGGCUGCAACUACAGCGACAACUACCAGGAGCUGAUGGAGAGUCAAGAUGCCCUUGCUCAAGCUCCCCUGGAUGGAUGGCCUCACUCCUACGUGUCCCAGGGCAUGUACUGUCUGGGGUCAUCAGAUGCCUGGGAAGCCAGCGACCAGUCCCUCAUUGCCUCUCCGGCCACAGGAUCCUAUCUUGGCCCUGCUUUUGAUGACUCGCAGCCUAGCUUGCACGAAAUGGGGCCUUCCCAGCAUGCUUCCGGAUACUCUGCUCAGGAGCCGCCACCUUUGCUGGGGGCAGACACUGACUGGGCCCAGGGGGUGGGUGGAGCGGACCUGGCUAGGGGCCCUGCUGAGGAGGAGAAGCGGCCGCUGGCCCCCGAGGAGGAAGAGGAUGCGGGAUGCCGGGACCUGGAGUCACUUUCCCCACGAGAAGACCCCGAGAUGUCCACUGCUCUCAGCCGGAAGGUUUCCGAUGUCACGUCCUCAGGUGUGCAGUCCUUUGAUGAGGAGGAGGGCGAGGCUAACAACUAGCUUCCACCCACUCCACGCCCAGCCUUCCACUCCUGGCUGAGGGGCCUGGCUGCAACAACACCCUCCCUUCCCCCAGCAGUACAGCUGAAACCCGGGCAGAAGACCACGAGGAGCCCAGGAGUUGCCUGUCUUCGCCAGGAGAAUGGAGAAGCCAAGGUGGGAUUUUAUCCAGGCACAUGCUGUAGACACCACAGGUCCGGGAACUGCGGCCCAGGCUACCAGAUGGCCGUGAACUUUGCUUGGCUGCAGGCUUCUGGGUCUGGGGGGAUGAAGCUGCAGUGUGUCUCCAGGACAGGAGCCCAGAGCGCCUUGUAGCCGUCGACGGGGAUCUCAGCUCUUCACGCUCUGAUUCGUCUUCCAGGAGCUUUGACUGUGGCUGUGGGAAUGCCUCCUCUCUCCAUGUCACUCCUGCUUUUCCCCGACUCUGCGUUUUCUCUGGCUGUGGCCCCAGCUCAGCCCCACCAUGAGGAACGGACCUCGGGGGUUAUCGGUAUGGCUCGACGGGCACAGGGGAACCCACCGAAAGCUACACGUGCUCAGAGGGUGGAGUCUGCCCUCAGUGAAAACUGGCUUAUGAGAUCAGGAGUCACGGGGGAGGUACGUGUGGCAGCUGGAACGCACAAGGACUCAAGCACGAUUCUUUACAUCAAGCCUGCCCACAGACCAGAAGGUCCCCGAAGAGACCAGGAACAAACAUGGCCACCUGUUGUGGCGUCUGGACUGUCCCACGGCUGGAAGGAGGAUCCGAGGAUCCGGGAAGGGGCCCGGCUGGGGCUGGCUGCUCCAGCUCUUGCUUCCCUUUUCUGCCUUCUUCUGUCUCCUGCUCUGGGAGCCCUGGCCCUGAGGGGGGGACAUGGAAUGCAGGUGUCCUGGCCCAACGGGGAAGCAUGAGGGCUGUGUCUCCCUCCAUCCCCCCUCUGAUUCUCUGGAGCUGUUUACACUUUUCUCUUUGCCUUUU